ACCACACUCUGAUGCUUGUGCAAGAAUGUGGCUUGAAGCCCAAAGCUGGGAUCUGGAUCUCAACUUCUACGGAGCUUGGUUGAGCUUUUGAGAGUGAUGGCACAAAAAUGGCUCUGAGUUCAAAUGGCUGGGUCCAGCCCUUGCUUUCCCAAUGUCAGGAACUUGCACCCUCAGUGCAGGGCCAGAGCUACACCUCCUUCUGAGGCUCACCAAGCAGUAAAUGAGCUUGUUUCUCCUGGUGCUGUGCUAACAGGGUAAAUCCUACCUGAAGUCAACCGUGCAAGUGCAAGAGGGGUUUUUCUCUGUGGCAAGAGUCUUGUUAAAGAUGGAAGUUCUCACUGUAGACCAACACAUCCCACUUUUGUGAGCAGAUUUCUCCUAGCAUGCUGAUGACUUGUGUAUGACACAGGUAAUUGGAACUUCAGGACUUCCAAGUCAACUGACCCAAGACUCUACCCUUCCACUAAAAGAACUAUCGGCAGUGCAAGAUGUAAUCCAAUUUGUGGACAAGCUCCUGGGGCAAAUAGGACUCAAGAGUUGCGCUGGAAACAGAAGAUAGAGGGAGUGUAGGAGCUCGCCAUCUCCAAGCGAUCUACAUUGGGAAAAACAUGGAGUCCGCUCCGGCAGCCCCCGAUCCAGCAGCCAGUGAGCCGGGCAGCAGCGUCUCCGAGGCGGCCGCCGGCGCCAGGGACACCCCGGUGAACCUGGAGCCUGCCCGGAAAAGCGAUGCGCCGGCUCCUGUCCGCAGGCAGAGCUACUCCAGCAGCAGCAGCAGAGGUAUUUCUGUAACAAAGAAGACUCAUACAUCUCAAAUUGAAAUUAUUCCAUGCAAGAUCUGUGGAGACAAAUCAUCAGGAAUCCAUUAUGGUGUCAUUACAUGUGAAGGCUGCAAGGGCUUUUUCAGAAGGAGUCAGCAAAGCAAUGCUACGUACUCCUGUCCUCGUCAGAAGAACUGUUUGAUUGACCGAACUAGUAGAAACCGCUGCCAACACUGUCGAUUACAGAAAUGCCUUGCUGUGGGGAUGUCUCGAGAUGCUGUAAAGUUUGGUCGAAUGUCAAAAAAGCAGAGGGACAGCCUGUACGCGGAGGUGCAGAAACAUCGAAUGCAGCAGCAGCAGCGAGAUCAUCAGCAGCAACCAGGAGAGGCAGAACCACUAACACCAACAUACAAUAUCACCACCAAUGGGUUAACAGAGCUACAUGAUGACCUCAGUAAUUACAUUGAUGGGCAUACCCCUGAAGGUAGCAAAGCAGACUCUGCAGUUAGCAGCUUCUACUUAGACAUACAGCCUUCUCCAGAUCAGUCGGGUCUUGAUAUUAAUGGAAUCAAACCAGAACCAAUAUGUGACUACACACCAGCAUCGGGCUUCUUCCCUUAUUGUUCUUUUACAAAUGGGGAGACCUCUCCAACUGUGUCCAUGGCAGAAUUAGAACAUCUUGCACAGAAUAUUUCCAAGUCACACAUGGAAACUUGCCAGUACUUGCGAGAGGAGUUACAGCAGAUAACAUGGCAGACUUUUCUGCAGGAAGAAAUUGAGAACUACCAGAACAAGCAAAGGGAGGUAAUGUGGCAGUUAUGUGCAGUCAAAAUAACAGAAGCUAUACAGUAUGUAGUGGAAUUUGCCAAACGCAUUGAUGGCUUUAUGGAACUGUGUCAAAACGAUCAAAUUGUGCUUUUAAAAGCAGGGUCUUUAGAGGUUGUGUUCAUCAGAAUGUGCCGUGCCUUUGACUCCCAGAACAACACAGUCUACUUUGAUGGCAAGUAUGCUAGCCCAGAGGUUUUCAAGUCCUUAGGUUGUGAAGACUUCAUUAGUUUUGUGUUUGAAUUUGGAAAAAGUUUAUGUUCUAUGCACCUGACAGAAGAUGAGAUAGCUUUGUUUUCUGCGUUUGUUUUAAUGUCGGCAGAUCGCUCAUGGCUUCAGGAGAAAGUAAAAAUUGAAAAACUCCAACAGAAGAUCCAGCUAGCACUUCAGCAUGUCCUACAGAAGAACCACCGAGAAGAUGGAAUUCUAACAAAGUUAAUAUGCAAAGUGUCUACUUUAAGAGCACUGUGUGGACGACAUACAGAAAAGCUUAUGGCAUUUAAAGCAAUAUACCCAGACAUUGUACGACUUCAUUUUCCUCCACUUUACAAGGAGUUGUUCACUUCAGAAUUUGAGCCAGCGAUGCAGAUUGAUGGGUAAAUGUAUCACCUAAGCACUUCUAGAAUGUCCGAAGUACAAACAUUAAAACAAAAGAAAGGAAAAAAAAAAAAAAAAACCCAGAAAAAAAAGACAGAAAACCAAGACACUUUAUAUGGCCCUGCACAGACCUAGGGAGCCAACAUACUGCACAUCUCUUGGCGGUCGGGGUCAGGCAAAGGAUGGGAAACAAUGAAACAAAGUUGAACUUGUUUUUCUCAUGCAUAUGAUUUCCAUUAUGCCUACAAAUAUGGACCCUUUUUCUGUCUCAACUUCUCAAUCCUUGACCUCUGUUUACACAGACUGAGGGUACUAAUGUCAGAAGGUUGUUUUCUCUUGUAGUUCACUGCCCAGACUUUUGACAGAACAAUCAAUUUGUUGAUCAGAACAGAGAGUCCACCUAGUAAUCAGCGACUGGUGUGCAUUGCAGAGAUUUCAGCAUCAGUUUGCACAACUUGCUCAUUGUUUCAUGAAGGACGAUUUUUUUCACCUACCACUGUUUGCCAGUAGACAGAACGGCAUGAAAAGGGUCCAUAGCAAUAGCAACAAUAGCAUUAUAAUAUAUUACAGGGUAAAUGGGCAUGAAGACUAUAUAUAGCAAAAGAGAUAUUGUUUAUAUAUUGUUUUAAUUAAUAUAAAAUGUAGUUACUGGUAUAGCUUUUCUUGUUGAAUUGAUAAGGCACUUUCAUUUUGCACCUUUUUCUUUAAAUUAAAUGCUAGCGUGUUCAUUGUUGUGUUGCAUGUGCACCAGAAAUUCAAGUUUAACUGAAAAAGGUUUGGCAGGUACUGGUACAUUGGGAGGUAUUUAUGCUGCUGUUUUCCAUGUUACUUUUAAAGAGAGGCUGGUCAUAUCCUGAAAUGGUUACAGAUUUUUUUAAAGAGUUGAAAAUAAUGACAAUUUUCUAAAUUAAAAUCAGCUUUUCAGCUGUUAAAUUCAAAGGUACUUUUAUUUUCAAAUUUUUCAAACCUGGAUGUUUAAAAUUACAUGCCUAAAUUCAAAUUUAGGUGCACAAGUCAAAAGCCUCAUUUUCAAAGCUGCUGAGUUUCCAUGGUCAAAGUUAAACUAAGCAAUUACAGAUCAUUUACAAAUAAGUAACACAGCAUCCUUGAAAAUCAGGCUAUUAAAUAAAGUGUAUUUCUGCCCACUGUAAA
Gymnogyps californianus (California condor) is the source of this 3332-nucleotide messenger RNA. RefSeq names its product RAR related orphan receptor A (gene RORA). Gene Ontology annotation, cellular component: nucleus. The record is from RefSeq and is a predicted model, not a curated record. Gene Ontology annotation, molecular function: zinc ion binding; RNA polymerase II cis-regulatory region sequence-specific DNA binding; nuclear receptor activity. The transcript is spliced from 14 exons. Gene Ontology annotation, biological process: negative regulation of inflammatory response; regulation of transcription by RNA polymerase II. The coding region runs from base 609 to 2183 and encodes 524 amino acids. Lineage: Eukaryota; Metazoa; Chordata; Aves; Accipitriformes; Cathartidae.